Messenger RNA from Condylura cristata (star-nosed mole), 1884 nucleotides. It is a transcript of the gene HYAL2, whose product is annotated as hyaluronoglucosaminidase 2. Gene Ontology annotation, molecular function: hyaluronoglucuronidase activity; hyalurononglucosaminidase activity. Lineage: Eukaryota; Metazoa; Chordata; Mammalia; Eulipotyphla; Talpidae. The transcript is spliced from 4 exons. The coding region runs from base 145 to 1566 and encodes 473 amino acids. The record is from RefSeq and is a predicted model, not a curated record. Gene Ontology annotation, biological process: carbohydrate metabolic process; hyaluronan catabolic process.
CCGAGCCGGGGCAGGGCCUGAGCUGUCGGCCGGAGCGGGCUGGCCGGGGAUGGCGGUGGCCAUGGCGCGGGUCCCGGCGGCGCCCCGAGCGAGGUCCUGAGCUGGUGUCAGGCAGGUGACACUGUCUUCCUGCAGCCCCCAAGCAUGUGGGCAGGCCUGGGCCCCGCCGUCACAUUGACCCUGGUGUUGGCGGUGGCGUGGGCCUCAGAGCUCAAGCCCACAGCACCACCCAUUUUCACAGGCCGGCCCUUUGUGGUAGCAUGGGACGUGCCCACACAGGACUGCGGCCCACGCCUCAAGGUGCCACUAGACCAAAAGGACCUGAAAGCCUUUGAUGUACAGGCCUCACCUAAUGAGGGUUUUGUGAACCAGAAUAUAACCAUCUUCUAUCACGACAGGCUGGGCCUAUAUCCACGCUUUGACUCGGCCGGGAGGUCUGUGCAUGGUGGUGUGCCGCAGAAUGGCAGCCACUGGGCACACCUGAAGAUGCUGCAGGAACACGUGGAGCACUACAUUCGUACCCAGGAGCCUGCAGGGCUGGCAGUCAUCGACUGGGAAGACUGGCGGCCUGUGUGGGUGCGCAACUGGCAGGACAAAGAUGUGUACCGCCGGUCAUCACGCCAGCUGGUGGCCAGUCGCCACCCUGACUGGCCGACAGACCGCAUAGUCAAGCAGGCGCAGUAUGAGUUUGAGUUCGCUGCCCGGCAGUUCAUGCUGGAGACGCUGCGCUUUGUCAAAGCAGUGCGGCCUCGGCACCUCUGGGGCUUCUACCUCUUCCCGGACUGUUACAACCAUGAUUAUGUGCAGAACUGGGAGAGCUACACAGGCCGCUGCCCUGAUGUUGAGGUCUCCCGAAACGACCAGCUGGCCUGGCUGUGGGCCGAGAGCACGGCCCUCUUCCCCUCUGUCUACCUGGAUGAGACACUCGCUUCCUCUACCCAUGGCCGAAACUUCGUCAGCUUCCGUGUUCAGGAGGCUCUUCGUGUGGCCAACACCCACCACAAGAACCAUGCACUUCCAGUCUAUGUCUUCACAAGACCCACCUACAGCCGCAAGCUCACAGGGCUUAGUGAGAUGGAUCUCAUCUCCACCAUUGGGGAGAGUGCAGCCCUGGGUGCAGCCGGUGUCAUUCUCUGGGGUGAUGCAGCGUAUACCACCAGCAAUGAGACCUGCCAGUACCUCAAGGAUUAUCUGAGUCGACUGCUGGCCCCCUAUGUUGUCAACGUGUCCUGGGCUGCCCAGUAUUGCAGCUGGACCCAGUGCCAUGGCCAUGGCCGCUGUGUGCGCCGAGACCCCAGCACCAACACCUUCCUGCACCUCAGUGCCAGCAGCUUCCGCCUAGUGCCUGGUCAAGAACCUGGCAAACCCCAACUACAUCCAGAGGGGGAGCUCAGCCGGGCAGACCGCAACUACCUGCAAACACACUUUCGCUGCCAGUGCUACUUAGGCUGGGGUGGCGAGCAGUGCCAAUGGGACCUCAGGAGAGCAGCUGGGGGUGCCAGUAGGGCCUGGCCCACGUCCCACCUCUUCGGCCUGCUCGCUCUGGCAGCCCUGGUCCUCACCUGAACUUUGUAGAGUCUCUCCUGGCUGCCAUGCAAGCUGGCCUCUGCUACAAGGGCUGUCAGGUGUUCGCAGCCUAUAUGGGCUGGACAAACUGGAGUUGGGAAGGGGUGGAGCCCCUGGGGUGCCCAGUGGGGUGUCCAUAUCAGCUCUCAUCCCCCUGUUCUAAGGGGGAAGGGCAGCCCCCUGGGAAGUCCCUUCUCUCCCUGGAGAGAGUAAGAGGGGCACAGCUGGAUCAGGGAGGAGCUGACCCUACUCCCCUGCCCUUGGAUAGUUUAUUAUUAUCAUCAUCAUCUUCUUGGAACUUCUUUUGUAAAUUAAAUA